CCGCCCUUUUCCCCAGAAUGAAUCAUGUUGAUCCCGAAAGGAAUCCGAAGGUGCAUUAAGUUGGAAUGCACAGCCAAUAAUUAGUUCGCUCCUGUUAAGGUCUGUGGGUACCUACAAUCAUGCCCCGUAGAUUGCCACUCUCUCUCCUAAAAACAUCUUUCCUCCACUGAGUGCACGCGGCGCGACCUUCUCCACGAACCAACUUCCAACUCCCACCAUGGCCAACACCGACCCCGUUGCCAGUGACAAGGAUGCAGAAGAAAAGGCCAAGCCGCGGACCAGGAUGCGCAAGCGAGCAAGGAAGGCUUGCCUGUCUUGUCGCUCCCGAAAGGUCCGCUGCGACGUGUCUCAACGCGGCCGCCCAUGCAUGAACUGCUACCUCGACAAUGACACUUGCGUUGUCACGGGCAGAGCAUCCAAAUUUGCCCUGCUUGAUCCCAGAGACAGUGUCCAGGCAUCAUAUCCCCCGUAUGCGGCGAUCGACCAACAAUCCGACGAAGCCCACGAAGGCUCAAGUGCCGGCCCAAGUGUCCCAGGACCUGUACUGAACAAUCAGAUUCAUGGCACCCAAGAACCACGAAUUAUCGACGAAGAACGACCCGAACACAAUGACGACACCAUCCACCAUGAUAUCACAGACGGCAUGCGCCCGGACCCGACGAGUCGACCGGAGAAUGCCGUCCCGGUCGGAGGCGGAGUGGCGAAUCCCACUGCUUCACAAUACGUUCAACCCGAACCCCUGACCUGGCUGAACAGCCUCACGAGCAAAGCCGAUUCCCAGCCCAAGGCGAAUACUGGAUCAAACUCCGAAGUCGUCCACUGCUUCUACCCGUUCCUCGCCGUCUCGAAUCUCCACAAUGUCCCCCAUCAAGACGUCAAUUUCCUGGAGCUCCAGGGCUGUCUACGAGUGCCGAUCCGACCACUUCUGGACGAUUUCAUGCGGCAAUACUUUCUCCACGUCCACCCGAUACUACCCUUGAUCAAUGAAGGCGAUUUUUGGGACAUGUACUGUCAUGAGGUGGACGAGAUACCUACCGGACGCAUCUCGUUGCUGGUGUUUCAGGCAAUACUCUUCGCGUCCUGCAAUUUUGUCUCCCCUUCGACCAUGGAAGCACUUGCCUAUGCGACUAUUCGAGAGAUGAGGGCAUCAUUUCAGCGACGCGCCAAACUUCUGUUCGAUAUGGGAACAGAAACCUCAGACCUGGCUCUCUCCCAAGCGGCUGUCCUCCUCUCCUACACCUCUCUCUCAUCCGCCAAGAAAGUCAACACAUCGUGGCUAAGUUUAGCCAUCAACUACGCAAAGAGCGCCGAUGCGCAUCUCUAUGCAGCAAUGCCUGCUUCACAUUGCUCCAAGCAACAGGCGAUAUUACGAAGGCUCUGGUGGUGCUGUGUCCUCCGAGAUCACUCCGUUGGGCUUCUCAUGAGACGGCCUAUCCAAAUCACAAUGGAUCAAUUCGACUACAACGCAUCUCCUCUUGGAGUUGCAGACCUUGACGACGAGUUUCAACGGUCCAGGGUCUACAAUCCAGAAACCAAGAAGGCACUGGCCGAAGUUUUUGCCCAGUCCAUUCAGCUCAAUGUUGUCGUCACUGACAUUCUGAUGCUAUGCUUUCCGCUGCAAGGCUGGAACCAAGCAGCAAAGUCCGAUAAUGCGGCCCGUUCCAUGCAAUGCAAGCGCGCAUUGAAUGGAUGGUAUGAGCAGGCAACCUUGAGGCUCGCCAUUGUUCCAGGCGACAAUGGCCCACGGAGCCUUCUUGACGACGAAAACAGCCACGAAUCUAUCACGCUGUACAGAAAUCUGAUGCUGAUGCACUACUACACUUCACAAAUUGCCUUGUGUCACCACGAAGUUCUUUCUCUCGAGACUCUUCAAGGAGGGGUUAGAAACACCAUGACCAAAGACAUGUCGGUCAUCUUGGACAAUCAGCGCGAGCUACAAGCCGCCUCCAGGUCACUCAUCGAGUGUCACAAGCAACUAGUCGGCCUCAACCUUGCACGCUGGCUUCCCCUGCCAGCAAUUGGCUGCACCUUGCUUCCUCUGAUUCUCAACAUUUUGGAUAUCAAAUUAUCGGCACCAUUGCCAAAGCCCGGAUCCAACCCAAACCCGGCUCACAAACAGCGUGAGCUCAACACUCUCAUUGAGGUCAUGAAGACGUACCAACCCCAAUAUGACGGGGUAGAUUGGGUCAGCGAAAUUGUGCGACACGUUGUCAACCUUGCCCAGCUCGACAACCUUAGCCCUCAUCAUCAAAAGUCUACUAUUGAUUGGACACAUAUUUUUGCUCUCCAACCCAGCUCGUAUCUGCGGUUGGCACUGGCGCUUGACCUUGGUCUCAGCAAAGGACGAAUACCGCAAGACAAGGACUUUCCUAUGAGCCUCAGAGGGAUUUUCGCUGUCGGCAUUAGCCCCAUCAAGGAGUUAGUCCAGCCUAGGUUUCCAAUCUAUCACAUCAGCAGUAACCAGAUGAAUCCUAAUUUCUACCGAGGAAUCGACGUCCCUGGAGUGUAUGGUAUGGAGCCGACUCAGAGAAUGCGCCUUCCUUUCAACCCCGAAACAGACCAAAUAAACCAACCACAUCAAAUUGUACAAACCGCUCAGGAUAAUUUUUAUGUACACUGGCCCUCAAUGGAGUUCCAAGAUACGGACAUGUCCAUGUCAGACGAAAUUGGUGAUCUUGUGGCUGGUCCGGACGAGAUAUUCUCACUGGGAGAAUCACGAGAGGCAGAUGAGUUGGGAGAAACCGACACAGAUGGAGGGUCAUCACACACUUCAAAAGAAUGCGUCAGCGGCAACUGCCAUGGCGGUUUUCAAGGCAAAAUAGAUCCAGGAGUUUUGAUAGAUGGAACACAGGACGGGAACUUGGGAGUGAUUUAGGCGUUCAUGUCUUGAUUAGACGAUGCGAUCUUUACGUAUUAUUAUAUUACCGGGGGAACAGAUACGAGUAACGAAAUAAAUGCGAUAAUACUUUUAUUCAAA
Molecule: messenger RNA, 2977 nt
Organism: Ilyonectria robusta
Lineage: Eukaryota; Fungi; Ascomycota; Sordariomycetes; Hypocreales; Nectriaceae
Product: fungal-specific transcription factor domain-containing protein
Exons: 3
Coding region: 218-2875 (885 amino acids)
Biological process (GO): DNA-templated transcription; regulation of DNA-templated transcription
Molecular function (GO): zinc ion binding; DNA binding; DNA-binding transcription factor activity, RNA polymerase II-specific
Source: RefSeq, a predicted model, not a curated record